AUGUCUUCUCAAGAAAACUCGGGCAGCUACCUGCAGCAGGCGUCUGGGGUCGCAGGCAGUUUUUAUAGCUACAUGCGUCUUCCAGUCCUGGUGUCCUCGGGCAUCGCUGCUGCGCUCAGCUCCUUGUUGUAUUUCAAGCAGAAAGCUCUCAUCUACCCUUCCCACGUUCCGAACGAUGCUCGAACAGAAGUCCCUCGACCGUCUCAGUUCGGCAUCACCGACUUCGAAGAUCUCAUGAUACCUACUCCCGACGGCGAGAACCUCUCUGCAUUCUAUAUUCGACCCCCAAAGACUGGUAUGCGCAAGGGAGUCACGGUCUUGAUGUUUCACGGCAAUGCAGGCAAUAUUGGACACAGAGUACCUAUCGCGCGAAUGUUCGUACACAGGAUGGGAUGCAGCGUCUUGAUGCUAGAAUACCGAGGCUAUGGUCUAUCUACUGGAUCUCCAGACGAAACAGGACUCAUGAUCGAUGCGCAAACGGCUUUCGAUUACCUGCGGAAUCGAUCAGAGACGAGGGAUAACGAUAUUGUGGUAUUUGGACAAAGUCUAGGAGGGGCGGUGAGCAUACAGCUCGUGGCCAAGAACCAGAACGACAGUAGAUUAGUGGGGUUGGUCCUAGAGAACACGUUCCUGAGCAUGAGAAAGUUGAUCCCAUCUAUCAUCCCACCUGCAAAAUAUCUUACCCUGCUCUGCCAUCAAGUCUGGGCAUCCGAUACUUACCUCCCUUCCAUCACGGAAGUCCCAAUUCUCUUCCUUUCUGGUCUACAGGACGAAAUAGUUCCACCAAGCCAUAUGCGCCGCCUCUUCGAGAUUUGUCAAUCCCCAACAAAGGUAUGGAAACCUCUACCGGGAGGAGACCACAACUCCAGUGUCGUUGAGGAAGGAUACUUCGAAGCCAUAGACGACUUCGUUUCGAACUUGGAUACAAAGUGUGCGUGA
Cadophora gregata is the source of this 939-nucleotide messenger RNA. RefSeq lists its product as uncharacterized. The transcript is spliced from 5 exons. Gene Ontology annotation, cellular component: membrane. Gene Ontology annotation, molecular function: palmitoyl-(protein) hydrolase activity. NCBI's taxonomy places the organism in Eukaryota, Fungi, Ascomycota, Leotiomycetes, Helotiales, Ploettnerulaceae. The record is from RefSeq and is a predicted model, not a curated record. Bases 1 to 939 code for a protein of 312 amino acids.